Molecule: messenger RNA, 3215 nt
Organism: Coccinella septempunctata (seven-spotted ladybird)
Lineage: Eukaryota; Metazoa; Arthropoda; Insecta; Coleoptera; Coccinellidae
Gene: chn
Product: zinc finger protein 16
Exons: 6
Coding region: 338-2833 (831 amino acids)
Biological process (GO): regulation of transcription by RNA polymerase II
Cellular component (GO): chromosome
Molecular function (GO): chromatin insulator sequence binding
Source: RefSeq, a predicted model, not a curated record
UACACCAAGAAAACAAAGCUUCAGAUUUGUCGAGAGGUUAAGCAGUGAUGUCACAGGAAUCGUCAUGUAGUGGCCAACAGUGGACAAGAGGUUAACCCUUGCAAGAUUCACAUUUUCAGGUAUGCCUUGAUAACCAUUCGAGACGUAUUUUUGGGAAAUUUUCAACUGACUUGCCCAUGGAAGAGAAAACAUUUUGGACAAGAAAUGGGGAAUAUGGAAAUUCACCAAUUUAAAUUCUCCGAUGAAUGAAGAAAAGGUCUUCGAUGGAAGAUCCAAAGCAGGGAUUAUCCUGUAUGUUAGACUUUUCUAAUAUAAUCAUAAGGGGACCACCCUCGUCAUGGAGGUGGCGAUGUCCCUUCCAGGCUCAGCCAUAGACUGCUAUGAAGACAUGUUCAAAGAAAUAACCAGAAAACUCUAUGGGGAAGAUGGACUACCGGAACUGAACGUGAACGAUCGCUUGUCUAGCUGUAUUCCAGACCGCACAAAUCAGACGAACGAAUUCGACGUGGAUAGUCACCUUCUUAAAAGCGAUGAUCAUUUGACCGCUCUAGGAUUAGCGGCUCUGAUGCAGAACGGCUUUCCUGCUAACGGAAUCCUGAAUGCUCCAUUCAGCCAUCCACAGCAUAAGGUAGAGGAUAUAUGGACGGCCAGCGAAGAAGUACUUCCAUGGACCCAAUCGAAAGUGGCCACUUACAAUCCACUUCAAAAAACGUUUCGUUGUAUGGAGUGCGAUUGUGCAGGAAAUCUGAAUAAAGUUGUUGAGCAUUGGCUGGGCACUCAUUCAAACAUCAGGGCAUUCAGAUGCCCCCAGUGUCCAUACGAAAGUGCUUGGGCCAAAUGUGUCAGGAUGCACCUUGGAAGACAGCACAAUUUGGAACUGGACGAAUCGAGAGCUUCCGAUAUAAUUUUAGAAAAUAAUCCUGUUUUACAAGAAAUCACCAAGUAUCUGCAAAGACUCAAAGUAAAACUGGACACAGUAUUCAUACCAAAAACAAAUUCACAGGAAGAUUAUCAGCAGAGUAUUAGGCAACAGAACAUGGAUAAUUCGAGUCAAAAUAAUAAGAGAUACAAUUGUACAUAUUGUCCUUACGCAACAGAUAGAAGAGAUCUUUUCACACGACACGAGAAUAUACACAGAGAAGAGAAACCUUUUCAAUGCUACGUAUGCCAAAAACAGUUCAACCGAGCUGAUCAUGUCAAGAAACAUUUUUUGAGAAUGCAUAGAGAACACCCAUACGAUUUGAAUAGAAUCAGAAGACACCCACCCAAAAACGCAUCUGGUAUGUCCUAUUAUCAAAAAUAUAACUCGGGCAUAGCUAACCCUACACCUGACGCUACAUCCAGUUCUUCGUUAUCUAUUCCAAGUGGCCUACAGGGUUUAAAUAGACAAGUGGUGCCACAGCUACCAAGGAUACCUCCACCGAAAACCCCAAUUACGAAAAGCCUGCUUCCAUCUAAGUGUUCUGGUAAAAAACGGGGAGAGAAAAGAUUCAGUUGCUGUUAUUGUUCCUGGUCAGGAGUCGACAACUGGUGCCUGAAAAGACACAUGAAUACGCAUUUGAAACCUUUUGUAUGCGUUUUGUGUGAUUAUAAGGCCGCUAGGUCCGAAAGAUUGACCACCCAUGUCCUCAAAGUUCAUAAUAAAAGGGCCUGUGGUAAAUGUAGUUUCCUGGCUGAUGAACCAUCUCAACUGAUUGUGCAUCAGCAAGAACAUCAUCCACUGGAACAUAAAAAUAGAACUGUAUCAAAUCCAUCUGUUUUGAGGUCCAGUAUGUUCAACGAAAACAACUCCUCUUCACCAUGCAGUGAAAAUGUGGUCACAUCCAGAAUUUCCAGCCAACAGACCAAGACUAAAGCUUCCUUGUCGAAACAGCACGGUGCAGCACGUUUGUUCAGCUAUAUGGAAGCCAGCGACGGGUCGGAAACAGAAAUGGAUACGAGACCCAACGCAAUGGAGAGGAUUAACAUUUCCCAUAGGAUCCAAUCGGAUUUUCCUGAAGCGGGAGAUGUGAGCGAAAUCAGGGCGGAAGAAGAACCAGACGAAACUGAACUUCCUCUAUUUAUUUGCCCUUCUUGCGGUUGUGAAUUCGAAGAUGACACGUCCUUGGACACUCAUCAGUACACACAUCGCAUUGCUACAUCUCCCGCUAAAAAUGGAGCUAAAGAGAAUGUUGAUCCUUCGCCAAUUUAUAGAUGUCACAUGUGUGAUUCUACAUUUGAGUGCCAAUCCCAUAUAAUCAGUCAUAUGUCGCAGCAUUCUACCCUCAAUUCUCACUGUAUUGUCAAACACGAGGCGCGACCAAGGAGACGGAAGCAGGUGAAGCCACAGAAGGUGACCAUACCGUAUUGGGACUCUUCCGAAGUUGAUAUUCUUCGUCAUUUGAACGGUAAAUUGAGAUCGUGGCGGAGCACGCCUUCAACUACCAAUAUCAAACUAGCUGAUAAAUAUUUAGCUCAGCUGAUAACCAAGCGUGGUAUCACCUGUUUUAUUUGUCCGAGAAACAAAAUUACCAGGUACCACACCAGAUCGUCAGCAGCGCUCCACUUUCUGUGGCGUCAUAGUCUACCGAAAUUCCAGUGUGAACAUUGCGAUGCCAAGUUUCGACACAGGUACCAAGUCAUCCUACAUGGAGGUAGAGUGCAUAUUAAGGAACCAACUACAAACCACCAAUUAUCUCUCUCCACUAAUGUACCUACUCAAGUACCACAUGAACUGAACUCAGUUCCAAAGUUGGGCGAACUUGGCAUGGCUUUUUUCGACCAUUCACUGAUGCAGUCUACGAACUCACUAAACCAUUUACACAUCAUUAUACCCACCUUUCCACCAAACUAAUGAACGUAUUGAAUAUAAAUAUGAGAUUUUACAUAGGUACAACUGAAAGUGACCUUGAAAUUUUUCCAAAUUCGAUGUGGUAAAAUUAUAUUUUCCUUAAAUAUGUAGUAAUUGUGCAAUAUAUUUACCCAAUUGUUUUUAACUUGUAGUUAUUUAUGUUUUUUUAUAGCAAAAGUUGUUUUUUGAUUACAUACGUGAAUUUUAUUUUCCAAGAAUUCUGAUCUCGAUUCUUUAUAUAAUGUUCACAUUUGAUUGGCAAUGUUAAACUUAAUUCAACCCAUGGUUACCCUUUGUUUGUUAUGUGCGAGCUUUGUUAUUUUUUCAUCAUGUGAUUUAAUGUAAGUAUGAAGGCUAUUGAGGAAAAGACAAUUUUUUCUAGUGA